AUGGACUUAGCUGACUUUGAAGAAUACCCUGAUAUUAGCGCUCUGAGUAAAGAAGAGUUGGAUGAAUUCCAAAAGAAAAAUGCAGAGACCAUAGCAGAGCUUGAAAAGGAUAUUAAACUACUGAAAAGGAAAUUUAAACAGUUUGGUCCUGGGGCAUUGCCUUCUCCAGAGUUGAGGCUUCAUGAAACAAUGAAACUGACUGGUGUUACAAUUGAGAACAUUAGGAGGGAGGUUCUUGAACUGGACGACAACCACUGCACUAAAGAGUUCUAUUUGGACCUGCAGGUGUUGGAUAGGAAGGUGAUCCUGAUCUACAAACUGUUAGAAAUAUUUAAUCCUGUGGAAGGUCACUCAGAAGGGAGCAAACUCCUGUGGUUUGAAAUCAAAUUUGGAGAAAACAUAAAUGGUGCCAUUGGCGGGGAAAUUGUCAAAGCUGCAGAUAACUUAGCUAUUCACUCGACAAUAUCUUUGCUGAAGACCUACCUGCAGUGGCAGAAAACCCAGGACCAUGCCAUCGAGAAAUUCACCAAGAGCUACCCCAAUAAUGUUUCUGUCAUUGUCAAUGAGAGGGGGAACAGGUGCCUAGAGAUAAAGAAUCCAAAACCAUUUCGGCCUGUAUUCACCCUGGAGUGGGGAAGAAAGUUUGUCAAUGACCGAGUGGUUCCAGACUUUCACUUGACUGUUCAAGCACAUGAAAAACUCGUAGCUGCAGACACAAAAAAUAUUUUAGCCUCGUCACCCGAAGUCUUCCAGACAAUGUUGGGUUCCCUGGGAGCUGACCAGGCCAUUGAGACCCUGAUCAAGGUAGUGGCUACUGAUGGCGUGGAUGUACAGGGCAGCCAGGAGGUCAAGGACAACUCACCUCCUUUAGCCAGUAGUUCACAGCAGUAG
This is a messenger RNA of Physella acuta, 891 nucleotides long. Its product is annotated as centromere protein P. Gene Ontology annotation, biological process: CENP-A containing chromatin assembly. The record is from RefSeq and is a predicted model, not a curated record. Gene Ontology annotation, cellular component: nucleus; chromosome, centromeric region. Lineage: Eukaryota; Metazoa; Mollusca; Gastropoda; Physidae.